CAAAAAAGGUUCACUCAGAGUCACAGACGCCCCCACAAUUAAAUCUCUGCGAGAGAGGAGAGGAAAUAAAAAAAAAAAAGUUCGGUAAUUUUAUUUUAGUCUGGAGCCCUAAAAGUCCCCACAUCUUGGACCUGUGUCAUCAUGGAUCCCAAUAACCCUCCAAAUCUCUUAAACCCUUCAGAGAACAAGAAGGCAGAAACAGAGGUUAAGGUUCUCAACAACACUGUUGAAGGAAAGAGGAAGGAGAAGGGGAAGGAAGGGCGUGAGAUUCAGACCAAAUCGAGCAAAGAUGGACACCUUAAAGUGGAAGGACGCGGUCGAAGAGUCAGGUUGCCUCCUCUCUGUGCUGCCAGGAUUUUUCAACUGACUCGAGAGUUAGGUCACAAAUCCGACGGCGAGACUCUCCAGUGGCUUCUCCGCCACGCUGAGCCGUCGAUUAUCUCCGCCACCGGAACUGGAAUCAAACCCGCCACCGACUCCGUUUCUCAACCUCCUCCUCACGCCGUCGAUUUGAACCUAAACGCUUCAACGUCUCAUCUUGCGAAUGGGUUUUGGGUAAAUGAAAAUGGGUUUGGUGUUGGAGCUAAUCUUACGGAAGGAGGAUUGGAUUUGAACUGUGGAUUUGGGUUUCUUGGGUUUGGUUUCAGUGGCUCUUCAGACAUGGGUUUUGAGAACAAUCAAAUGCCUCAAGUUGGGGUUUUGAAUCCGCAGAUUUAUCAGCAAAUGGGUCAAGAACAAGCUAAGGUGCUUCAGCAUCCACAUGAAGCUCAGCAAGAGAACGCAGACAAACAAGGGUCUUAAAGCUUGAACCUUUAGUGCUUCUCUUUACUUAGAUAUGCAUAUAUAGUUAGUGAGAUGUCUGAGAUAUAUGCUUUUGGUGGAAUCUCAAGCUUAGUAUAGCUUUUAGGGAAUGCAUUUUGUGGCAAAAUGUGCUUAUUUGUACCUUAGCUUGCUUAAACUCUCUCUCUAAUCAAUGGCUUUCAUGUACUUAAUCACGUUAUAAAGUUACUAAGUAUGUAGUUUCUGCUCUUUAAAAGUGCACUGAA
This is a messenger RNA of Brassica napus (rape), 1046 nucleotides long. RefSeq names its product transcription factor TCP6-like. Gene Ontology annotation, cellular component: nucleus. The record is from RefSeq and is a predicted model, not a curated record. The coding region runs from base 142 to 801 and encodes 219 amino acids. NCBI's taxonomy places the organism in Eukaryota, Viridiplantae, Streptophyta, Magnoliopsida, Brassicales, Brassicaceae. Gene Ontology annotation, molecular function: DNA-binding transcription factor activity; sequence-specific DNA binding. The transcript has a single exon.